Molecule: messenger RNA, 213 nt
Organism: Schizophyllum commune H4-8
Lineage: Eukaryota; Fungi; Basidiomycota; Agaricomycetes; Agaricales; Schizophyllaceae
Exons: 3
Coding region: 1-213 (70 amino acids)
Source: RefSeq, a predicted model, not a curated record
AUGCUUGCCGCUCCCGCCGCUGCCGUUUGCCAUGACAUGAAGCCUAGCAGGGCUGGAAACCCGCUUCCUGUUAUCUCCCAGCAGCCGCGCGGUCUGCGCACCAUGACCCUCGUCCCCCCUACGAAGGCUGAAAGCGCUCAGGAGCAAGCGCAAGCAGCCCGCCUGCGCGGUGGCCGCCGCGGCUGCUUUUUGGGCAAUAUCAUGUGUGUCUAA